GAAGGAAGACGGGAAGCGCAAGGGGACACCCUUUUUCACAACAUAUCCUAGAUACCGACUUGCCUCAAGGCUUCAGGGAGCUUAAUAUCUGGUAUGAUGGGUCGACUGAUCCCUCCCGACAUCUUAGAAGCUUCGAAAACAUGGCAGUACUACACCGAUACAAUGACCCCGUUCAGUGCCGAGCAUUCCUGACGACCCUGCGAGGGCCCGCGCAGGAUUGGUUUCACCAAUUGCCCCCGGGGGCCAUCAGGGAUUUCGACGGGUUUAGCUCGAGCUUCCUAAACCAAUUUUCAAGUGUCAAAGCCCAAGAAAAGUCGUACCUUACUCCUAUAGGUAUGCAGCAGAAGGAAGGGGAAUCACUAAGGGACUACGUGGCGAGGUACACGAGGGCGUGUGUCGAUGUCCCCUCGGCCACUGAGGAGAUCAAGUCGGGAGGACUCACGCGAGGGCUACUCCCGGGACUGUGCAGAAAUUCCCUAGCGAAGCGGCCCGGAAGGACGUUUGAUGAAGUUUUGGGAAGGUGCGCCAAAUACAUGAAUGUUGAGGAAGCCGAAGCCGACUUUCUGCAAGUGGCUAAGCCAAAAACUGAGCCUCAGGAUGAGAAGAAGGACAAAAAGCCGGUCGCAACAACUGAAAGGAAAGGAUCCCCAAGGGCCGAAAGAGAAGGGCGACCAAGGGGGUGGAGAACAACCCAAUAUACUCCUUUGUCGGCCUCGCGCGUAAGGAUACUGGAGGUUAUGGAGAGAGAGAUCCGCGACAACGUCGUCAGGUGGCCACAAACGAGAAAGGACGGGCCGACACAACCUAAAAGUAACAUGUGUUGUCGAUUCCACAAAGACUAUGGCCAUAACACCGAUGAAUGUCGGCACUUGAAAAAUGAGAUAGAGAGAUUAAUCAAAGCAGGCCAUCUGAAGGAAUUU
Messenger RNA from Striga hermonthica, 920 nucleotides. NCBI's taxonomy places the organism in Eukaryota, Viridiplantae, Streptophyta, Magnoliopsida, Lamiales, Orobanchaceae. The record is from the annotation of a GenBank genome assembly.